This is a messenger RNA of Trichoplusia ni (cabbage looper), 740 nucleotides long. RefSeq names its product fibrohexamerin-like. The record is from RefSeq and is a predicted model, not a curated record. Gene Ontology annotation, molecular function: structural molecule activity. Gene Ontology annotation, cellular component: extracellular region. Lineage: Eukaryota; Metazoa; Arthropoda; Insecta; Lepidoptera; Noctuidae. Bases 91 to 735 code for a protein of 214 amino acids. The transcript has 5 exons.
AUAAAGUAUUAUAAAUAGUGUUCGUUUCUUUUAUCUCGUCCUAAUGGAUCGUUUUGUGCACGUGUGUGAUUGGUGUUGUACAGUAGACAGAUGUUGGAUGUUAUUAAUGGUAGCCACUAUCACAGAGGAAUUGAAAAGCCAUGCAAAAUAUCUGAUCUAGGCUGUAUCCGAAGCUACUUAACACACAAUUUCCACUGUAAGCCUGCUUAUGGACCUGCACCAGACCCUUAUUUCUUGGGCUCAGUCACCGUUCCGAUUCCCCAUGCCAAUAUCACCUAUAAACCUUUGGAUUUAAAGAUUGUUGGCCUAAAUAAUUUCAAAGUUGGGAAUUUCUAUGUAAACCAUGAUUCAGAUAUUCUGGUUUUGGAAUUGGUUAUACUUGAAAUGGCUUUUUCUUCUCCGGGAAUCAUGUUAAUACAUAACCGCAAGGGACUGGAACCAAUUAUUGUGAAAGAUUCUAUGUGGGUUGACUACAGAGAUAUUUCGUUCACUAUAACGAUGCCCAUUCGACACAACAAGAUCCAGAUUUCAGACUGGCACGUGUAUUCGUACCUGAGUAGUAUUCCUACAUAUGGUUUGGGACCGAACUUCAUGUAUCAUCCAGAUCCUGUAGUUCGAAAGCAAACUGAAAAAGUGCACGAUGUAGUGUUAAGCGUAAAGGAAGCAUUUACUAUAAAGGGUCCUAUUUUGACCAAGGUGAUAGUUCAGAGCACCAUUUGUGACUUCUGGUACUAAAGUGC